GGAAGGAAAGCAGGCAGGCAGGAAGGCAGGCAGGAAGGAAGGCAGGAAGGAAGGCAGGAAGGCAGGAAGGCAGGAAGGCAGGCAAAUAGCCAGAUGUCAUGGCAAGUUUCAGACUAGCAUGGUCUACAUAGUAAGACCCUGUUUCAAAAAGAAAAAGAAAAAAAAGCUUCAUUGUCUGUUGAGUUCUCUAUAGAUUUUGUUGUUGUUUUGUAUAAAGUUGUCCUUCUAAAUAUUGUUGCCUAUUUGGUGGGCAAAUCACAGUCUUAAGCUUAUAGAUUACUAUCGAGGUCAGCACAGCAGUCCUGUGUGUUCCUGGGGGAUCUGGGUUUGUGUGGACUGGGGGUAGGAGCUGCCUUGUGCAGGGAGCUCAGUAAGUCAAGACUGGAGAUGAGGGAGUGGUAGUGUAGGCAGGAGCACAUUUCUUUCUGAACUACACCAUGAUAACGUGGUAGAAUGCCCAUGUUAGAUGUAAUUGUUUACAUCUGGUGUAUGAAGCAGGCCUGGCCACAUGCAGCAGUGUAUAUGAUCAUAGCUGGCACCCAGAGUCUCAGGAAGCUCCACUGGCUUUGAACUUGCUGUUUAGCCAAGAUGACCUUGAACUCCCAAUCUUCCUGCUAAGUGCUGAAAUUAGAACCAUUCCUCACCAUAUCCAGCUGGAUUCUCUCUCUCUCUUUCUUUUUCUUCCUUCCUUCCUUCCCUCCUUCCUUCCUUUCUUUCUUUCUUUCCUUCUUUUUUUCAGUUAAUUGAUUGACUGAUUGUAUGUGAGUGCAUUGUUGUUCUGUUUAGACACAUCAGAAGAGGGCAUCAUGUCCCAUACAGAUGGUUGCUGGGAAUUGGAACUCUGGACCUCUGAAAAAGCAGUCAGUGCUCUCAACCGCUGAGCCAUUUCUCCAGUCAACAGAUUAUUUUUUAUGUGUGGUUAAAAAUAAUAAUAAUUGCUCGCUUAUUUUGAAGGAUAGUGAAAAUCAAAUCAGGCUUUUCUUUUCACCUCUAGCACCAAUCACAGCUUGCACAUGCUCACUCAGAUGCACACAAACACACAUGCACCCAGGCACACACACAUACACACACCACACACACGCACACACACACCACACACACGCACACAUACAUGCACACACACCACACACAUGCACACACAUCACACACAUGCACACACACACACAUACACACGCACAUACACACACACCACACACAUGCGCGCGCACACACACACACACACACACACACACACACACACACAGUCACUGUUGCUGCUGAUGAAAAGAUUCACAGGAAGAAAAUACAUGGGCUGAAUCUCAGGAAAGGAUCCCAAAGUGGACAAAUUCCAAGCAUGAUGGCACCAGCCUGAAAACUCAGCUUACUCAAGAGGGUGAGGAAGGAGGCUUAUAAAUUCAAAGUCUGUCUGGGCUACAGAGUGAGUUCAAGACCAGCCUGAGCAACUUAAUGAAUCCCUUUCUCAAAAAGAGAGGAGGCAGAGUGAUGCUGCACACCUUUAAUCUCAGGAGGUAGAGAUACAAUUCUCUGAGUUCAAGGCCAGCCUGGUCUACAUAUCGAGUUCCAAGACUGUCAGGGCUACACAGAGAUCUGUCUCAAGGGACAACAACAAAAUCGAAGGGAAAAAGAGGAUUGGAGAUCCAGCUCAGUGACCGCAUGCUUGCCUGGUGUGUAUGGACCACAAACCAGCAAAGGAAGUCACCAUGGUUUUCAAGGGCCCAUCUAGGACGCUGUGAGGGAAAGGUAGAACGAGAACUGUUAGAGCUAGAAGGUUCAGAGGAGUCCCCGUGGCCAUCUUGUAUGGACCAGUUAGUCCUGGAGAGAAUAUGCAGUCUAUAAGAAAGAGAACAAACACUGAAUUACGGACAGGGCAUAUUACUCCGGUCUCACUGCAACACUGCGAGUUAGAUGAAAACUAAAGAUCUUUAUAUCUAAUGGUGGAGCAGGUAGCUGGAAGAGCGAUCCAUUUGAGGCCAAUGUGAAACCUCUCCCAUGAGGGCUUGACUCUGUUGCCGUCGCCAACUGUGUUUGUUGUACAUGCCACGUGCCUUUGCUUUAUUUUUUUAAAGAAUUGUUUACUUUAUGUAUGUGAGUAUACUAUAGCUGUCUUCAGACACACCAGAAGAGGGCAUCGGAUCCCGUUACAGAUGGUUGUGAGCCACCAUGUGGUUGCUGGGAAUUGAACUCAGGACCUCUGGAAAAACAGUCGGUGCUCUUAACCUCUGAGCCAUCUCUGCUGUGCCUUUUGCUUUAUAGCAUAUGGUUUUUGUGAUGUCCCAAGUGAGCAUCCCUUUGUUUCUCUUCUCAAUGUUCAUGUGUAAGACCUAUCUUCUAUCUGUGUGUCUGUCUGUCUGUCAGAAACUUGCUGGAUUCUCACAGGCACUUUCACGCCAUCCUUUACGAGUCUAGCCACAUUCUCUAGUUCUUAAACAUAGUGUAUAAACUGGAUGGAAAAUAAUUUUCGAAAAUGGAUGGUGUGAUGCUUUCUGAUAAGAGUAUCUAAGGAAAGAGAACAUAACUUUCUCAGACAAGACAUUUCACACCGUGAUUGCCAUGACAGAGAAAGUGAUGGGACAACCUAUUCUUCCUUCAGUGCGGUGGCUUCUGUGCCAGAGCUUGUGUGGCUGUGGGUUUGAGUGUGUACUGCCUGGCUACUGGAGUCUCACAGGAGCGAAGCCCUCAGGCCAGAGGAGUGUGCUUCUCCGAGAAGAGAACCUUGGCUUUCCUUGGGGUCUAGAGGCCCCAUUGGAGCUGCAUUUGCUUUCAUUCGGUGGCUUCCUGAACGUGAGUCUGCAGGUUGAUAUAAGACCCUCCCCAGCCUGGCUCUGAAAGGGAGCUCUUUCUCACAUCACCUUUUCUACAAGACCUUGAGGGCAUCAGAGUGCAGGUCCCUUCAGUGCGUAAAGCAGCCAAGCCAGUCCGACCAGCUCAGGGAAACACCAACAAUGCUGCCAAAACCAAUCGCAUGGAUUCUAGUUACUAAUUAUCUCCUGGCCCCUGAGGAGAAGAUAGAGUAGCUCACUGAUUGGUUCCUGAAGUUGAAAUGACUCUACAGUGCCCUGUACUCCAGCCAGAGCAACUGGAAGACUGCAGAGCUGUGGGAGACAUUUUAAGGACAGAGCCAGCCUCAGGCUACACUGCACCUGUUGAGUUUCGGCCCAGCCCCCGGAGCCCAUGGGACAGAGAAGCAAAGCCCAUGAUCACACUGGCCAUGAGUGAGACACGGGGGAUUGGGAAGGAAAGGGUCGCAGAUCGGAAAGGGCCUCGGGGCUCCAGCUGGGAGUAUGAAGACUGCAGGAGCCUCCGGAAGAGGAGCCUUACUGAGCCAGGUGGGCUCCACCCUGAAAAUGACCUGGACACUACAAGCCGGGCCAAAAGGCGGAAUCGGCCCUACAGAAAAAGGGAUUGUGGGUACUGGGAUUUUGAGCAGAGUGAAUCAGACUUUAUGGACUCUGGAGAAACAAAUCGAAGUGGAAAGGAGGGUCUCUUCCCAGAAGGCUUUGCUGCUUACAGGAAUGGAGAAGACAUAGAGUGUAUGAAUGUCAGGCCUGGGACAGAGGAACAUCUACUUCUGCGAAGCCGGGCUGGGAUCCCGGAAGCUGGAGAAUGUGAACCGGUGAAUGGCUAUGUAAAUUGUAAGGACCUGAUUUAUAAUCCUGAGGACCCGGAAAAAGCCAGACAUAGGAACGGCUACAGGGAUCUGGGUGACUCUUUGGAGAAUUUAUAUCAACCUCGGAACUGGUACAUGGGCCUGAGGAAUUUUAAUUACAACCUUGAGGAUUGUAAAGGAAUUAACUUAGAUCACAGAGAUCACACUGACUCGUGUCUCGUUCCUGGGCCUUAUACCAACGGUGAGUCUCUGGAGCCUCCAGAUUUGAAUGGGGUCGCCGGAGGUGAAGAAUUUGUUAGGUACUAUGAAGGAGACAGGAAGGUUUGCCAACGUAACAAAAUCUACCUGAGAGCAAAGACUGACUGUCCCGCGGAUCUGGCUAAUGAUACAGAAAAUAAAGACCAUGAUACUCUCUCUUCAAACUCUGAGUCUCAUGAGUACAGACAAGCUGGUUCUCUCCAUCGAGGAGAGGAUUUGGAGUAUGAGGACAUCGACACGGGAAUGAGGGUCCCUGGAAACGGAGGAGACAUCUCCGAGGGUCUGCAGCAGCAUCCUGGGGGCGAGCAAAGAGAACAUGGCUUUGGGAUUGCCCGGGCCCCUGCAUUAGAAAAUACCUGGCACUUGGGGGAGAUGAGAGCUUUAAGUGGUUCAGAGCCCUGGGGAAGGAAUGGCUGCUUCCGCCGCACGGCUCCCAGCACCCUGAGACGCUCGGAGUUCGUGCAAAGAAGGAAGAAGCCUCAAGAGAUGACGCUCCUCUCCUCCCAGUCUUCAUCCCUGGCGGCCCCCUCUGGGUCUGUGUCCACCGAAAAGCCUGAGCAGAGGAUGCUGGAGAAGAGAGCCAAGGUGGUGGCUGAGCUUUUGCAGACGGAAAAAGACUACAUCCGGGAUCUGGAGAUGUGCGUCGAGAGGGUCAUGGUGCCCCUGCAGCAGGCACAGGUACCAAACAUUGAUUUUGAAGGACUUUUUGGAAACAUGCAAACGGUGAUUAAAGUCUCAAAGCAGUUGUUGGCAGCCUUGGAAAUCACCGAUGCUGUAGGACCCGUGUUUCUGGAUCACCGGGACGAACUUGAGGGGACGUACAGACUUUACUGCCAGAACCACGACGAAGCCAUUUCACUGCUAGAUAUCUACGAGAAGGACGAGAGGAUCCAGAAGCAUCUCCAGGACUACUUGGCAGAUCUCAAGAGCCUGUACCACGAAUGGGGAUGCACCAAUUACAUCAACCUGGGCUCUUUCCUCAUCAAGCCCGUACAGAGAAUAAUGCGUUACCCGCUGCUGCUAAUGGAGCUGCUGAAUUCCACCCCGGAAUCCCACCCGGAUAAAGCGCCUUUAACCAGCGCAGUCCUGGCCAUCAAGGAAAUCAAUGCUAACAUUAAUGAAUAUAAGCGUCGGAAGGAUCUAGUGCUUAAGUACCGCAAAGCGGAUGAAGACAGCCUCAUGGAGAAGAUCUCCAAGCUCAACAUCCACUCCAUCAUCAAGAAGUCCAGCCGGGUUAGCAGUCACCUGAAACACCUCACUGGCUUCGCUCCCCAGCUAAAAGAUGAAGCAUUUGAAGAGACAGAAAAGAACUUCCGGAUGCAGGAGAGAUUGAUUAAAUCUUUUAUCCGAGACCUGUCCCUCUACCUCCAGCACAUACGGGAAUCUGCUUGUGUGAAGGUGGUGGCAGCCAUGAGCAUAUGGGAUCUGUGCAUGGAGAGGGGACAUCAUGACCUGGAACAGUUUGAGAAGGUGCAUCGAUACAUCAGCGACCAGCUCUUCACACGGUUUAAAGAGAGGACCGAGCGGCUUGUCAUCAAUCCCUUAAACCAGCUGUUGAACAUGUUCACGGGGCCCUACAAGCUGGUGCAGAAGCGUUUCGACAAGCUCCUGGACUUCUACAACUGCACUGAGCGAGCGGAGAAGCUUAAGGACAAGAAGACUCUGGAGGAUCUCCAGUCAGCCCGAAACAACUACGAGGCCCUGAACUCCCAGCUGCUGGACGAGCUGCCCAAGUUCCAGCAGUACGCCCAGAGCCUCUUCACCAACUGCAUCCACGGCUACGCCGAAGCCCACUGUGACUUCGUGCAGAAGGCGCUGGAGCAGCUGCAGCCCCUGCUGUCGCUACUGAAAGCCAGCGACCGAGAAGGCAACCUGAUCGCCAUCUUCCACGAGGAGCACAGCCGGGUCCUUCAGCAGCUCCAGGUCUUCACUUUCUUCCCCGAGGCCCUCCCAGCCCCCAGGAAGCCCUUCGAGAGGAAAACCACAGACCGCCAGUCAUCACGGAAGGCCCUCCUGGGCAUGCCAAGCUACAUGCUGCAGUCAGAAGAACUGCGGAGCUCCCUGCUGGCGAGGUACCCACCGGAAAAGCUCUUCCAUGUCCAACGCAACUUCAACGCAGCUCAGGACUUGGAUGUCUCCCUUUUGGAAGGUGAUCUGGUGGGCGUGAUCAAAAAGAAAGACCCCAUGGGCAGCCAGAACCGCUGGCUCGUGGACAACGGAGUCACCAAAGGCUUUGUCUACAGCUCCUUCCUGAAGCCUUACAACCCUCGAUGCAGCCAUUCGGAUUCCUCUGUGGUCAGCCACUCUUCCACAGAGUCCGAGCACAGCGGCUCCUCCCCCAGCUUCCAUCGCCAGAACAGCAGCAGUGCCUUGACCUUCAACUCCAACAGCAUGACUGUGUCCUUCACCUCAGGGCUUCCCCAGAAGCAGCCUCAGGACACAUCUCCACUGAGGGAAUGUGUCCCCGAAACUCUUGGUGUGUCCUCGAACACGGGGAACCCAGAAACUGGACCUUCCCCAUGCCCUUCAGAUCCAGGCUUCUCCUGCCAGCGCAGGCCGGGCAACCCUGCAGAUGGCACCCGAGAGAUCAGCCAACCUGCUUCAACCUUGAGGGGCUGCCAGCGACGCUCCCUGCAUUCCGAAGUGCUCGGUUACCCUGUGCCAGGGCGCAGUGACCAAGGCAGUGACUCCAUAAAAGGAACCUCAAGAGCCUGUCAGACCGCAGGAGACAGAGACAGAGGGCUCGGAAGCAGCGAGGCAGAGGGCAACCAGGUCUAUUUUGCCAUCUACACCUUCAAGGCACGAAACCCAAAUGAGCUGACUGUGUUGGCCAAUCAGAGACUCAGGAUCCUUGAGUUUAAAGACGUCACAGGCAAUACAGAGUGGUGGUUGGCUGAAGUUAACGGAAAGAAGGGCUACGUCCCGUCCAACUAUAUCCGAAAAACUGAGUACACCUGAGCCAAGUUGCCUUGGGUCCCCACCUCGAGGCCGCUUUCAGUCCACUGAGAAGUUCUGGUGGGCUCCAGGCACCUGCUGUCAAGCAGGGCUCCACCCCACUGCCUAUCCAUAACGCGGAGCGCACAAUAAGCUUUGUUCUGAUUGGGUUGUACACUUUGAUGCUCGCUAGAAUUUGACGUGGGUGGACCCCAAAGGUUUGCCAGUGACUCAGUGUCCACAGGAAGCAGGCCAAAUGCUGGUGUCAGCUUUGGGAAAUGAGACAUUCCCAAUCAGAAAUGCAGUAUUGUAUGCCGGAAGCUGUAUGGCAUCAGAGGAUGCUGGCAUUGGCUGCCUCGUACGCCUUGGUCAACUGAGUAGUCACGGGGUGAGGAGGAGUGGGUUCCAAGACCUUCUCCAUCUCGCCUCCAUACACAGGAACAGUUAUGUCAGGAUCACACCAAACCUGGUGUGUCAAGGUGUCUAAGACACCCCGGUGCCCGGCAGCCUUCUCUCUCUGACACUUGCCCCUCACUCCUAGUUCUUAACACGAUAGCCUUUCACUGCUUCCCCGUUGAAUGUUUACAGUCUAACUUUUCUUCCACCCGUGAGUCUGGACCAUGUGUCUGGAAGGUUCUCUUACCUUGUCGAACAUGGUCAUCUGCCUCUUCCCUGACACUCAUCUUAAUUUUAUUUGAUCUUGAUGGUGUCUCCUAACCUUUCUCCCUAUACUUAUUGACUGACAAGAUUUCCCUAGUCUAGCGGGCUUGGCACUCCGGCCAGCCACUGAAAGUAUUCUGCUGGGUGGAAGCCAGACGCCUGCCCCACCCCCUUCCACCGCAGCACUCUGCUGCGGUCUAGUCACCUCCACACGUGCUCAAGACAACCCACGUGGCUUAUUUUGAAGUAGGUAGGACCGGUGGCCGAAGAAGCUUGCCUUAGAGUUUGGAAAUAAGAAUUUUCUUUCUCACCACCAACUGCCAUACUUCAAGGACAAUAUUUCAAAGUCAGACAGAUGCUAAUGUGCCUAAUGAGACCUCGAACCCAAGGCUGGAAGGUGAUCGCUAAACCCUCAUGUGAAGAAACGGUCCCAGAGACUUGUCUCAGCAUGGGUCCUAGACUGCAGCCUUCCAGAUGCACAUGUGGCCUUAAAAUCCUGGUGAAUCAGGGCAGCCUGUGGACACCCCGGCUGCACCACUGGUCGGAGCCUCUUAUGAAGUGUUUAUAUUUAGAGAUGUUUAUAUUUAAGUCGCUAUUUUUUAAAUAAAGCAUUUCUAUUGACCGUAA
Molecule: messenger RNA, 8086 nt
Organism: Rattus norvegicus (Norway rat)
Lineage: Eukaryota; Metazoa; Chordata; Mammalia; Rodentia; Muridae
Gene: Dnmbp
Product: dynamin binding protein
Biological process (GO): intracellular signal transduction
Cellular component (GO): cytoplasm; anchoring junction; Golgi stack
Molecular function (GO): guanyl-nucleotide exchange factor activity
Source: RefSeq, a predicted model, not a curated record